AUGGGCCUCCUCAAACCUGGAAAGGGUGAAGAGAGGGCAGUAGGCCAAGAUUUGGCUGCUGUUUUACCAGUAGAGCCGAAACCAUGGUACCAGACCCGACACCUUCUGAGGCUAAAUCUUUGCCUCCUAGUUCCUCUCUUAUCUUCUGCGACUUUGGGUUACGAUGGUUCUAUGAUGAACGGACUUAUGACUCUACCGCAAUGGCGAGACUCUUUCGGUCACCCGCAGGGAGCCUUGCUCGGUUUCAUCAACGCCGUGUAUCCUCUUGGAAAAGUGCUCGGAAUGGUGGCUGUCACUUACGUUUCUGAUCGCUGGGGCCGAAAACUCCCCCUUCUAAUAGGACUCGUAUCGUGCAUCGGCUUUGCAAUUCUGCAGGGCCUAUCCCCGAAACUAGGAUCGUUUAUUGCAGCAAGAGCCUUGCUCGGAUUUGCAACUUCCUUUAUUAGCCAACCGAGCCCAAUCAUCAUCUCUGAAGUAGCAUACCCGACUCAUCGCGGUAAGAUUACGGCGUUGUACAAUACCUUCUUCUAUUUUGGUGCCAUUUUUGCUGCAUGGUCCACGUAUGGCACCUUCAGAUUACAUACCACUUGGAGUUGGCGAAUUCCUUCAAUGUUACAGGGAGCCAUUCCUAUGAUCCAGCUGGCGGGCUUGUUCUUUCUUCCAGAAUCACCCAGGUGGCUCGUAUCGCGAAACCGUGUCGAUGAAGCAAGGAAAAUUUUGACGGAUUACCACGCAGGAUCUGACGAGGGCAGCGCGCUAGUAGACCUCGAGAUCCGUGAAAUCCAGCAAGCGCUGAACGAAGAGGCCGAAGUUACAAAUUCAUGGCUCGAGUUGGUCCGCGGUGCCGGGAAUCGCAAACGUACGCUCAUCGCCGUCCUUGUGGGUUGGUUUUCUCAGUGGAACGGUGUAGCAGUCACAUCGUACUAUCUGACAUUAGUCUUGAACACCAUUGGCAUUACCGAGGUCAGAGACCAGGCCUUGAUCAACGGCCUUUUGCAGAUUUACAACUGGCUCAUCGCAACAUUCCUUGGUGCGAUGAUGGUUGAUCGACUCGGUCGUCGGCCUUUGUUCCUUAUCUCUACUGCUGGUAUGCUUGCCAGCUACAUUGCCUGGACAGGUCUUACCUCUUACUUCGUCACAAGUCGAGACGAACUUGCGGGACGUGCCGUAGUGGUGUUUAUCUUCAUCUUCUACUUCUUUUACGAUAUCGCCUGGACACCUCUUUUGCAAGCAUAUCCCGUAGAAAUAUUCCCUUACACUCUCCGAGGAAGGGGUCUUUCCCUUACUUAUAUCACCGCAUCCACUGGUCUCAUCGCUGGAAACCAGAUCAAUCCAAUAGCCAUGAAGGCUAUUGCUUGGAAGUACUACAUCGUCUUCUGCUGCAUCCUCGCGGUCCUCGUCGUGGUCAUCUACUUCGUAUUUCCAGAAACAAAGGGUCACAGUCUUGAGAAAAUCAAGGAAGUAUUCGACGGGGCCGGUGGGGGCGAUUUGAACAUUGUGGAAGACGUCGAUGAUUCGGAUAAGCCUGAAACAAGAAUACAUCUGGAAAUCCACGAGAAGAACGUUUGA
Messenger RNA from Bipolaris maydis ATCC 48331, 1569 nucleotides. Its product is annotated as general substrate transporter. The record is from RefSeq and is a predicted model, not a curated record. NCBI's taxonomy places the organism in Eukaryota, Fungi, Ascomycota, Dothideomycetes, Pleosporales, Pleosporaceae. Gene Ontology annotation, biological process: carbohydrate transport; transmembrane transport. Gene Ontology annotation, cellular component: membrane. Gene Ontology annotation, molecular function: carbohydrate:proton symporter activity.